AUGACUAUCCUGCCCUCGCCCCUCGCUCAGUCCACCUUGGGCGAGAAGUGCGCACUCUACUUGGACCACGUUAGCGACCAUCUCCCCGUGUUCCUGCACUCCCUCCGCCCUCGACUGGACCCGUAUCUGACAUACUCGACCACCACCCUCCGAUCGGUCGCGCAGGCGCUGCCAUUCGACGUUGACGAACAAACCACUGCUCUCGGUGCAGCGCUUCUUCUCGGUCUCUUGACCGUGGUCGCGAUGAGUUGGGGAAACCCUUUUAACAACUUCUGGCGUCGUUCGCCGAACUACCCUCCUGCUGCCCCGCAGGUCCGCGAUGAUGAUUACAGCUACAUCACGCCAGAGUACAUUGUCGACCCGCCGUCGCAGCCUGCUCGAUACGGCGCUCAAUAUGAGGCGGGCGCCGCCGAGAACGAGCCAGAUAUCAUUUGUCUCAAGCAUCGUGGCACCAUCUACCCGCUCCAUUUCCGUGCCUACGCCAUCGACGAUGGUCUCCUGACCGUGGGUGAUCUACGCCAUACCGCUGCUGCAAAGAUGGGUGCUAGCAAUCCGAACCAAAUUCGACUGUUGUACAAGGGAAACCUGUUGAAGGACGAUGCUCGGACAUGCAAAGCCGAAGGGCUGAAGCAACAUUCCCAGGUGCUGUGUGUUGUCUCCGAGGCUGGAUCCAACACACCCAGCGAUCUGUCGGACUAUGAUAGUGCUCAUGCCGAUAUCCCGGUCAUUCGCCCUGGGUCAUCAUCUUCUCUCGUCGACGGGGAUGACGCACCUGGACCCGCGAACCCCCCGAGCAAGAAGAAGAACAACAAGAAAAAGAAGAAGAAGGGAGGCAAGCGCAGUGAAGAGAGACUGGCGCCUGAAACCCUGGCUCCCUCUCCCUCUCUGGCACCCCCGAGACCGACAUCCGCGGGUCACUCAGCUGCUCCGUCGCCAUCACCUAGCAUGAAGACAUUGAAGACCCCACUGGAUCAGGUGACUGCAUUGACAGAAUACCUCAAGCGGGAAUUGAUCCCUCUUUGUGACGAAUACUUGGCUGAUCCGCCAACUGACCCGAAGAAGCGGGAGUUCGAGUACCGCAAGUUGAGCGAGACGAUUUUGGCGCAGGUGAUGCUGAAGGCCGAUGGCAUUGAACCAGAUGGAAACGAGACUGUCCGCAAUGCACGCAAGGCCCUCAUUAGGGAAGCUCAAGCCUCAUUGAACCGGUUGGAUGAGGUUGGCAGACAGCCAUCCUAA
Messenger RNA from Penicillium subrubescens, 1236 nucleotides. Its product is annotated as BAG family molecular chaperone regulator. Bases 1 to 1236 code for a protein of 411 amino acids. Gene Ontology annotation, molecular function: protein-folding chaperone binding. Lineage: Eukaryota; Fungi; Ascomycota; Eurotiomycetes; Eurotiales; Aspergillaceae. The record is from RefSeq and is a predicted model, not a curated record. The transcript has a single exon.